UUUAUUUUUCCAUUGAUUUCUGAAAAAAAAGAAAUAAUUUUUUCUGAUACAAAAUAUAGAUCAUAUGUCAAAUCAUCAAAUGAGGGUUUUUACAAUUUUCUUGCUUAAUGUCAUCUCCAUCUUCGUCUUGUCGGCAACCGCCGGUCAUGUCUCAUCAUCCCUGCCGGAAAAACUUCUCCGAUCAACGGCGGCGCUCCGGCGGCACACCGCCAUGUCGGACUUCCGUGUGGUCAACCGUAGACAUUUGAUCCAGUGCCCAAGCCCGAGCCCAUUUCUCGAAGUGACCGUCUCCGAUCCGCCGGAACUGCUGCCCGACGACGGGUAUGUGACCGUUAACGUCACCGGAGUUCUGGUUCCGGCGGAGAAUCAUUGGGUGGCGAUGAUCUCUCCUUCUCACUCUAGUGUGGAUACUUGCUUGGGGAAUUCAAUCAUGUAUCAACAGACUGGUGACUUCAGCACUCUUCCUCUUUUGUGCCAUUAUCCAGUUAAGGCUCAAUAUGUCAGCAAUGAUCCAGAAUACCUCAACUGCAGCAAGCAAGAAUGCAAGAAACAUGUCGCCGGAAAAUGUGUCUUGUCGACGUGCGGCGCCACGCUGACAUUUCACGUCAUCAACAUCCGGACAGACAUAGAGUUUGUUAUGUUUGGCGGGGGUUUUCAGACACCGUGCAUUUUGAAAAGAUCCGGCGCAAUGAGCUUCGCAAAGCCAAACAAGCCCUUGUACGGACACUUAUCGAGCAUAGACUCCACUGGAACAUCGAUGAGAGUGACGUGGGUGAGUGGAGAUCGAAAGCCGCAACAAGUGAAUUAUGCAAAUGGGAAGACAUUGACAUCCUCGGUCUCGACUUUCUCACAGGCCGAGAUGUGUACUAAUUCUGUAAUCGAAAGCCCGGCUGCUGAUUUUGGUUGGCACGACCCGGGAUAUAUUCACUCGGCUGUAAUGACGGGCCUCGCCCCUUCUACAAAAUACUCGUAUAAAUAUGGAAGCGAUUUAGUCGGUUGGAGCGAUGAAAUUACAUUCAAGACCCCGCCAGCCGGGGGAUCGAACGAGGUCAAGUUUCUCGCCUACGGCGACAUGGGCAAGGCUCCUCUCGACUCUUCAGCCGAACACUUCAUACAACCAGGAUCAGUAUCGGUUAUAAAAGCCAUGGAUACGGAAAUAUCAUCGGGUGAAAUCGACUCGAUAUUUCACAUCGGAGACAUAAGCUAUGCAACUGGUUUUCUAGCAGAAUGGGACUUCUUCCUUCACCUCAUCUCUCCCUUAGCCUCCAAAGUUUCUUACAUGACAGCCAUAGGCAACCAUGAGAGGGACUAUGUCGGGUCAGGAUCAGUCUACAUUACUCCCGACUCGGGUGGCGAAUGCGGCAUUCCUUACGAGACAUACUUCCCAAUGCCAUCGGCGGAGAAGGAUAAGCCAUGGUACUCUAUAGAGCAAGGAAGUGUUCAUUUUACCGUCAUCUCGACCGAGCACAAUUGGUCCGUGAAUUCCGAGCAGUAUGAAUGGAUGAAGAAGGACAUGGCGGCAGUCAAACGAACACGAACCCCUUGGCUAAUUUUCGCCGGGCAUCGGCCGAUGUAUUCAUCCAAUCCGGGGCUAGCCAUUCUCCCUAGCGUCGACGAGGAUUUUGUCGAUGCUGUCGAGCCAUUGCUGCUGGAAAACAAGGUCGAUCUUGCGUUGUUUGGGCAUGUCCACAACUACGAACGAACGUGCGCUGUCUACAAGCAAGAAUGCAAAGCAAUGCCGAAGAAAGAUGAAAAUUCAAUCGACACGUACAAUAACAGCAACUAUGCUGCACCAGUCCACGCCAUCAUCGGAAUGGCUGGAUUUAAGCUCGACGGAUUUACUCAGAAUGACAACAGUUGGAGCUUGUCUCGGAUAUCUGAGUUCGGCUACAUUAGGGCCCAUGCGACGCCCAAAGAGCUCAAAAUCGAGUUUGUGAAUGCCGAAACGAAGAAGGUUGGGGAUAGCUUUCGAUUCAUCAAAGGUUGACAAAAUCAAUGAGGGAGUUGGCAUCUAACUAUUUGAAUCCUACUAUCGAGAUUCAAACCUUUCGAGUCGGGGGCAAUCGAGAAUAAUACAUUCUUAAUUUGAUCGAUGUUUGAUAAUAUGUACCUAUAUAUCCUUGUCCGAUGUAGUGACAACAGAGAUUUAAAUUUUAAUUUGAGACCAUCACCAUGUCGAUAUCUCAUCUUACUAUUUAUUAU
Molecule: messenger RNA, 2202 nt
Organism: Andrographis paniculata
Lineage: Eukaryota; Viridiplantae; Streptophyta; Magnoliopsida; Lamiales; Acanthaceae
Product: probable inactive purple acid phosphatase 27
Exons: 13
Coding region: 65-1987 (640 amino acids)
Molecular function (GO): acid phosphatase activity; metal ion binding
Source: RefSeq, a predicted model, not a curated record